Messenger RNA from Cladophialophora psammophila CBS 110553, 1353 nucleotides. RefSeq lists its product as uncharacterized. The coding region runs from base 1 to 1353 and encodes 450 amino acids. Lineage: Eukaryota; Fungi; Ascomycota; Eurotiomycetes; Chaetothyriales; Herpotrichiellaceae. The transcript has a single exon. Gene Ontology annotation, molecular function: oxidoreductase activity. The record is from RefSeq and is a predicted model, not a curated record.
AUGACAGACUACGACGUCAUCGUAGUCGGCGCUGGAUAUGCUGGCUUAUCUGCUGGCAAGACGCUCAAAGAGGCAGGAAAGAGUAUUGUCAUUCUUGAAGCAGGAAAUCGCAUUGGGGGUCGAGUUUGGACCAAAUACUUUGAGGACGGCACCUACGAGGAUUAUGGCGGCAUGUUUCUUGGGGUCCAACAGCCUCUCAUGUAUGAACUGGCUCGCGAAUUCGGCAUCCAUACUUUCAAUGUGCCAACAAAGGGGAAAACGGUGCUUUAUUACAAAGGGAAAACUCGGAAAUACUCAGGACUCAUUCCCCCAGUUUUACCCUGGGCUUUGAUCGAUGUUGGAUUGCUCAUCCGGAAAUUCGAGUCCAUGGCGAGGAUAGUCGACCUUGAGAAACCGUGGAACACUCCCAAUGCGCACGAGUUGGACAAGGUUACCGUUGAGGACUGGAUGCGGCGUCAUUGCUGGACGUCGGUCGGGAAUGACCUCUUCAGGGUUGCUGUCGAGCUCGUUUGGGGCACCGUUCCCUCCCAGAUCAGCCUUUUACAUGCGUUAUGGUACUGCAAGGCCGGAGUUAGCUUCACAGUUCUGUCGACGAUUGAUCAAGGUGCCCAGCAACAACUUGCGCGGGGUGGAGGGCAAGCGAUCGCCAAUAAGAUACAUGAAUUUCUGGGAGGUGCGGUUCACCUGGAAGAGCCCGUCACUCAUGUGGAUCAGACCAAGGACCAAAACGUCAUUGUGCACACCCCGAAAGCAACAUACACCGGUAAACGAGUCAUCUUUGCCAUUCCUCCGCCGUUAUUAUUGAAGGUUGGGUUUGAACCCCAGCUUCCCCUACAGAAGACGCAACUACUCCAGCGAAUGCCCAUGGGCGCAUAUUGGAAGAUAUUUGCUAUUUACCCCAAGCCAUUCUGGCAUGAAUCCGGCUUAAGGGGCGAAGGAGUGAGCCCGGAUGGAAUAGCUGGGUUGAUCAAUGACGUUUCUCCAGAGGACCGUAGCCGGGGGGUGUUGAUGGCAUUUGUGGUGGGGCCCAAGGCCUACAAAUUCGCCGCCAUGGACGAGAAAAUGCAGAAGGAAACGGUUCUGAAGCAAUUGAAAGCAUGCUAUGGCGAGCAGGCUGGCAACCCUGUCAAGAUGUCCAUACACAGUAUGAUGAAUGAGCCGUGGUCAUUUGGCUGCCCUGUGGCAGGUCUUGCCCCCGGCAUGUGGACGACUCUGGGCGAAUGGAUACGAAAGCCAAUAGACCGACUACAUUGGGCUGGCACUGAGACUGCAACGUCCUGGUCUGGAUACAUGGAAGGUGCUGUGCAAUCUGGCCAACGUGCUGCAAAGGAAGUUCUCCUUGCUUUGGAGUGA